GGGGCGCACCUCUCAGUGACCCUGCCCUGUACUUCCCAGGAGGAGGCCAGCCUCGUGAUGAGGAAGAGCACGGAGAGGAUUCAGCUGCAGUUCAGACGCCCGCAGAAGCUGAGGUCUUCACUGCUCUCGUAAGGGUUCCAGCGUCCCUCCUGCCCGAGAUGUUCAGCCUGGACUCAUUCAGGAAAGAUCGGGCCCAGCACAGGCAACGUCAGUGCAAACUCCCCCCGCCCCGCCUCCCACCCAUGUGUGUCAACCCUGCCCCCGGAGGGACCAUCUGUCGAGCUUCCAGGGACCUGUUGAAAGAGUUCCCGCAGCCCAAAAACCUCCUCAACAGCGUGAUCGGAAGGGCCCUGGGCAUCUCACACGCGAAAGACAAGCUCGUCUACGUGCACACAAACGGACCCAAGAAAAAGGCUUCUCCCUCGCUUCUGUCCCUUACGCCCAGUCGCCUGCAUUUCUGUGCUGCCUCCUGCGUGCUGAGCUUCUCGGGCCGGGACCAGGUCUCGGCUCCACCGAUGCCCAGCGGCCAGCAGGCUCGCAGCAGGGGCGGUACCCUUGAAAUGACGGAUGAUGACAGUGCUAUCAGGGCUCUGACCCAGUUUCCGCUUCCCAAGAACCUUCUGGCCAAGGUGAUCCAGAUCGCGACCUCAUCCUCCACGGCUAAGAACCUCAUGCAGUUCCACACCGUGGGCACCAAGACCAAACUGGCCACCCUGACGCUGCUCUGGCCCUGCCCCAUGACCUUCGUGGCCAAAGGGCGCCGCAAGGCGGAGGCUGAGAACAAGGCGGCGGCCUUGGCCUGCAAGAAGCUGAAGAGCCUGGGCCUGGUGGACCGGAACAACGAGCCCCUCACCCACGCCAUGUACAACCUGGCCUCCUUGCGUGAGUUGGGCGAGACCCAGCGCCGGCCGUGUACCAUCCAGGUGCCUGAGCCCAUCCUCCGCAAGAUCGAGGCCUUUCUGAACCAGAGGGAGGAGGCGCGGCUGAGCCAGAACCUGCUGGAGCUGUGGCGGCGGCGAGGGCCCGUCUGGCAGGAGGCCCCGCCGCUGCCCGUGGACCCGCAUCGGGACACCAUCCUCGGCGCCAUCGAGCAGCACCCGGUGGUCGUCAUCUCGGGGGACACGGGCUGCGGGAAGACCACGCGCAUCCCCCAGCUGCUGCUGGAGCGGAUCCUGCUCAAGGGCCUGCAGCGCCUCAACCCGGGGCUGCGGCUGGUGCUCAUGAGCGCCACCGGCGACAACGAGCGCUUCUCCCGCUACUUCGGGGGCUGCCCCGUCGUCAAGGUGCCCGGCUUCAUGUUCCCCGUCCAGGAGCACUACCUGGAGGACAUCCUGGCCCGGCUGGGGAAGCAGCCGCCCCCGCACCGGCGGCACCACGAGUCUGAGGAUGAAUGUGCGCUCGACUUGGACCUCGUGACCGACCUGGUUCUGCACAUCGAUGCCCGUGGGGAGCCAGGUGGGAUCCUCUGCUUCCUGCCGGGCUGGCAGGAGAUCAAAGGGGUGCAGCAGCGCCUGCAGGAGGCCCUGGGCCUGCACGAGAGCAAGUACCUCAUCCUGCCAGUGCACUCCAACAUCCCCAUGAUGGACCAGAAGGCCAUCUUCCAGCAGCCGCCCGCCGGGGUGCGCAAGAUCGUCUUGGCCACCAACAUCGCCGAGACCUCCAUCACCAUCAACGACAUUGUGCACGUGGUGGACAGCGGUCUGCACAAGGAGGAGCGCUACGACCUGAAGACCAAGGUGUCCUGCCUGGAGACGGUGUGGGUGUCACGAGCCAAUGUGAUCCAGCGCCGGGGCCGGGCCGGCCGCUGCCAGUCGGGCUUCGCUUACCACCUGUUCCCGCGGAGCCGGCUGGAGAAGAUGGUCCCGUUCCAGGUGCCGGAGAUCCUGCGCACGCCCCUCGAGAACCUGGUGCUGCAGGCCAAGAUCCACAUGCCCGAGAAGACGGUCAGCUGAUUUCUGAACAGAGACUAUGCAGGCCAGAAGGGAGUGGCAAGAAAUAUUCAAAGUGAUGAAUAUCUGUUUCAUGCCCCCCUGCUCAGGUCUUACUUUGUCCAUCCAUGCUGUCCUGGGCUUCUGUCCGGCCCCGGAGGCUCGGGGCCCCGUUCACCCGGCGUUGCCUCCCCAGGACUCAUCAAGCAGUUCUCCGAGAACAUUUACGAGGCUUUCCUGGUGGGGAAGCCCUCGGACUGCACCCUGGCCUCCGCCCAGUGCAACGAGUACAGCGAGGAGGAGGAGCUGGUGAAGGGCGUGCUGAUGGCGGGCCUCUACCCCAACCUCAUCCAGGUGCGGCAGGGCAAGGUGACCCGGCAGGGCAAGUUCAAGCCCAACAGUGUCACGUACAGGACCAAAUCCGGCAACAUCUUGCUGCACAAGUCGACCAUUAACAGGGAGGCCACGCGGCUGCGGAGCCGAUGGCUGACGUACUUCAUGGCCGUCAAGUCCAACGGCAGCGUCUUUGUCCGGGACUCCUCCCAGGUGCACCCCCUCGCUGUGCUGCUCCUGACCGAUGGGGACGUCCACAUCCGUGAUGACGGGCGCCGGGCCACCAUCUCGCUCAGCGACAGCGACUUGCUGAGGCUGGAGGGCGACUCGCGCACGGUGCGGCUGCUGCGGGACCUGCGCCGGGCCCUGGGCCGCAUGGUGGAGCGGAGCCUGCGCAGCGAGCUGGCCGCGCUGCCCCUCGAGGUGCAGCAGGAGCACGGGCAGCUGCUGGCCCUGCUGGUGGAGCUGCUGCGGGGGCCCUGCGGCAGCUUCGACGUGCGCAAGGCGGCCGACGACUGAGCCCUGCUCCGAGGGCUGUGUACAGAGUGCAGAUGUUUAUUUAAAAUAAAGUUCUAUUUAUCCCUUGUGA
Messenger RNA from Myotis davidii, 2850 nucleotides. It is a transcript of the gene DHX30, whose product is annotated as DEAH-box helicase 30. Gene Ontology annotation, cellular component: cytoplasm; intracellular anatomical structure; nucleus. NCBI's taxonomy places the organism in Eukaryota, Metazoa, Chordata, Mammalia, Chiroptera, Vespertilionidae. The record is from RefSeq and is a predicted model, not a curated record. Gene Ontology annotation, molecular function: DNA helicase activity; G-quadruplex RNA binding. The transcript is spliced from 19 exons.